AUUCUUCUAAAAAAGACGACGACGAGUAAGGGAAUCGUGACGAACCGGUUGGUUAAAUUAGCGGCAAGGCUGGUGAUUAAACCGACAGGGGAAACGGGCGUAAAAACAGUCGAUGAAUAAUUUCGAACGUCGCGGCAUCCGUGCACGAGUGUCCCUUCGAAAUAUAUAUAUGUAUAUACACACACACGUAUAUAUCCCUUGUGGAGCAACGAAACGCAGAAGGGGGCUCUAAAUGGCUUUGAAAAUACUCGAGUAGCGGGAUGAAUAAAUGCAUAAGUGAAUUUACAUUUGCCUUCCUGCGCUCGCUUCUUCGCUCGCGUAGGAGAAGCACCUCUACGUGUUCAGUCCGGGGACGACUACUGGGAAAGGCGGACGCGUAUUUUGGUUCCUUUCGACGGUGCAACUAUCCACGGAUAAGGGCGGCGAACACCGCUCCCGAAAUAGUUUACGAGUGCGCCAGAUAUUCCAGCUUCUGGGACAUUCCGAGCGGUUGGUGGCAGGCGAGCACGGUCACCAUGGGGAUCGGGGUCGCGAUCGCGGUGAUCGGCGCCCUCACCCUGCUCGCGGCCGCCUCCACCUUCCUCCCGCACAUCCUCAAAACACCGAAACACACCAGGGUGCUCGGCUCUCUCCAGUUGCUCGCCGCGAUGAUAUGCGGCGGUCUGGUCAUGUAUCCCAUAGGAUGGGACAACAGGGAGGUGCGGGAGUCUUGCGGGAAGGGUGCUAACGUGUACAAUCUCGGAAAGUGUUCCGUUUCAUGGUCGAGCUAUCUGCUGGUAGGCUCGGUGGCGCUGUUGAUGCUGUGCUUCGGGCUGAGCUUGUGCGCCGCUCGACACAAGCCGUCCAACCCGCACACCGAUCCUCUGCGCAUUUGACAAUCGAGAUACUCUCAAUCGAUUCACGCCUAUGCCUCGCCGAAGACGACCACCCUCUCCUUCGUCACGGUCUGUUGAGCCGUGAGGAGGGCGGGGAGAAGGAGGAACGAGAGAA
Molecule: messenger RNA, 990 nt
Organism: Apis florea (little honeybee)
Lineage: Eukaryota; Metazoa; Arthropoda; Insecta; Hymenoptera; Apidae
Product: LHFPL tetraspan subfamily member 6 protein
Cellular component (GO): membrane
Source: RefSeq, a predicted model, not a curated record